Molecule: messenger RNA, 2976 nt
Organism: Hypanus sabinus (Atlantic stingray)
Lineage: Eukaryota; Metazoa; Chordata; Chondrichthyes; Myliobatiformes; Dasyatidae
Product: heat shock factor protein 5-like
Exons: 9
Coding region: 1-2961 (986 amino acids)
Biological process (GO): regulation of DNA-templated transcription
Molecular function (GO): sequence-specific DNA binding; DNA-binding transcription factor activity
Source: RefSeq, a predicted model, not a curated record
AUGGAGGAGUUCCUUCUCUCCACCCCGAUCAACCCCAAUAACUUCCCAGCCAAACUGUGGCGCAUCGUGAAUAGCCCCCGGUACCGUUCGAUCCGCUGGGAUCCCCGCGGAGAAGGGCUCAUCGUCGACCAGCAGCUCUUCGAAUCCGAGCUUCUCGCCCCGAUCAAGAACAUCAGCAAUGGUGCCAAACUGGAGCCCAACACCGACCUGCUCUUCAAAACCACAAACUUCACCAGCUUCAUCCGCCAGCUCAACCUGUACGGUUUUAGAAAGUUGGGACAAGGGAGCAGCGAGCACCCAGUGCCUGGCGAGCUGGGGGCAGGGGAUGGGCUACUUCACCACUUCCACAACCCCAGUUUUAAACAGGAUCACCCAGAGCUACUUAUCAACAUGAAAAGGUUAACUAGUGCCAACAAAGCCAAGCUGGCAGCUGGGCUCCAGGUCAACACCAGACCACCCAACCGUUUUCAGAGGUACCUCACCAACUCCAUGGACUCCAUUGGCCAGACCAAAGGAGACCGACAUGCUCCAAUAGUUCUUGGGUACCCCUGGUUAAGCCGCCAUAACCCCCACAUUGACUGGUCCACCAGGAAGAUGGUCAGCUGGAGUUCGUUCUGCCAUUCCACUUGUCUACAAUCAGCCCUUUCUGCAGUGGAAGUCACCACCACCUCGUCUGCCUCUGAAACCACUCCCCCCAACUUAUCCAAGGUUCCAGCAGAGUAUCACAAUCUGGGAAAAGUGUUUAGCAAACAACGGGCUCUUUCCCUGCCUCCACACUGCCCUUACAAUUGUGCAAUUGACCUUCUCCUUGGAGCCCCUCUACCCACCAGUCGGCUGUACAACCAGUCUGGACCAGAAAGGGAAGCAAUGGAAACUUACCUGAAUGACUCUCUUGUGGUUGGUAUUAUCCAACCCUCAUCUUCCCCUGUAGGUGCAGGUUUCUUCUUUGUGGGGAAGAAAGACAGUUCACUGCGUCCCUGCAUUGGCUACUGUGGCCCAAACAGCAUCACCAUUAUGAAUAAGUAUCCACUGCCCCUUAUCAACUCUACUUUCAAACCCCUUCACGGAGCCACAAUUUUCUCUAAGUUGGACCUGCGGAGUGCCCAUCACCUGGUCAGGAUAAGGGAGGGAGAUGAGUGGAAAACAGCUUUUAACACCCCUCUUGGUCACUUUGAAUACCUGGUCAUGCCAUUCGGACUCACCAAUGCCCCCACCGUCCUCCAAGCCCUGGUAAAUGAUGUCCUUAGGGACUUCAUUAACCGUUUCAUUUUUGUUUAUUUGGACGACAUCCUAAUCUCCCGCAGUCUUCAGGAACACACCCACCAUGUCCGUCAGGUUCUUCAGAGCCUUUUGGAGAACAAGCUGUUCGUUAAGGCAGAGAAGUGCAAGUUCCAUGUCCCUUCUGUCAGUUUCCUGGAGUACAUCAUUGAGAGUGGGCAAGUGAGAGCGGAUCCCGAAAAGAUCUGGGCGGUGGCAGAAUUCCCACUCACUUAUCGUCCUGGCUCCAAGAAUGGGAAGUCCAAUGCUCUGUCUCAUCAAUACAUCUCUGAGGAGGGCCUUCCCAACCCCGAGCCCAUCCUUCCACCAUCCUGUGAGGUGGCUGCACUCACCUGGGAGAUCGAAUCCAUAGUCAAAAAGGCCCAACGGACUCAACCUCACCCAGGACCUGUGACAGUUGGCCAACUUCAACGAACAUUCCGCAGAGAUAAUUUGUCCCCAUACCCAUUUUUGUCAUCUACACAUAAUCAAAGUUCUAACCCUGGUGGCCUAGAUCGAACCCCAAUUCCUCCACGUACGUGGCACAGCUCUAUUGGACUAAUGGCUGGACAAAUUGAUACCACCUCAUCUUCUCCAUUUUCUGAUAAAGCAAUUCCUUUUUCUGUCAUACAACGAUUUCCUACUGAGGUCACCUAUAGUCUGCAACCAAAUCCUAAUAGUGUGCAUGUUCAAGGAUCUCAAGAGAUAGGAUCUGCUGGUCAGAAAUAUACCAGUUAUCUUACUUCUCCUUCACAGUAUCAUCAGGCCUUCUAUCCAACAGCAGUCUUGCAGUGCUGUACUCCUAACUCCCACCUGGAUCCACUGGCGGGUUGUCCAAAUACAAAUGCUUCUUCUUAUCCUAACUACAAUUAUUAUCAGAAUGCUACCAUGCAGUCUUCAUAUCUUGUUGAUAUUCUACACAGCAAUGCAGCACACUGGGACUGCACUGCUACAGAUGAAUCCAAAAUAUCUGAAGUUAAUUUGGGAACUGUCUUUCAGAUAGUGGAUGAAUUAAGAGCUUCUCCAACACUUCAGAUGGUGAAGAUGGAUGACGCAGAGAAUGCAAUUCAAAUGCAAGAAUCACAGAAUACGCAACAGACACCGAGCUCUCCAACAUUUACUGAAAAUGCAGGAGCCAAUAUGCAACCAAUGGAAAUUCAGACCCUGACUACUGCGGUAUCAGAAAUUAAGUCUUUUGUGGUAGCAGCAGCAGACGAGCCACUUUCAUGUUCACUGCCAGCAGUUGCUGACAGUGUGCUUACAACUAUGUCGAAGCUAUCUGAAAAUACAACCACUGUAAGCAUUGUACCUGAACCAGUAGCUUCUGAUCAGUGUCUAACACAAGAUGAGGUGCAUAAGCUGUGCCACAAUACAUCUCUCCAUUCAAUAAUGUUUGUUGAGGAUGGAACACAAUCCAUCUCUGAAACAACAGUACAUGGUACUAACUAUCAUACUGGCUCUUUGGAUCCUGUCCAGACCUCUGAUCGAUCAAGAACCAUUAUUUCAGCACUACUUUCUGACUUCGACUUACCUAAAGAUACAGUUACAGCUAAUACAAGACAACAAAAUAGUGGCCAACAGGCUAAGUCUCCUGAUCUUCAUCUUCUAGUAGAUGUGGCCUGUAACCAGGAUCACUUUCAAAAAGAGGAGGAUAUCUGUGUUUGGGAGACAGAAGCCAGCCAUUCUCCUCAGCUUUCACCUUAGCCAUUUGACUACUAC